AUGUCGCAACACUCCGAGCGCCCUGCGGGCGUAGACGGCCGACAGGACCAAUCUGCUCAGCAUACGAGGCGCAGUCUCCAUGCGCCGAAGCGCGGGUGGCUCCACGAAGCCGGAAAACUGGUCAAAGGCCAGACGCCGCACGGCACAUCAUCAAGACCACACCAACAAGCCAACCCCAAGGCGCAACAACCAAAUUCCGAGACCGCAGAGCUCGAUCAAGAGGCGGAGACCAUCUUCCGAAGGACAGCGCGAUACGGAGGCUCGGACCCGCACGACCCCCAAGAUCACGCAUACGAGCCUGCAAGCCCCGCCGACGAUAGCGACAGCGGCACGCGCGUGCCUUCGUCACCCACACAUACGAAGCCAAAGCAUGAGCAGAGCCGCCGCAGCCAAAGUGACGAUGACGACCAUGACUCUGAGCAGGGCCGCCCUCGCGGCAACCCAGAUGAAUCGCAGGAUCCGAACCAAGUCGAAUGGGAAGGUCCGGACGAUCCGGAGAAUCCUCAAAACUGGUCGCUCAGGAGGAAAUGGGCACUCACCGUGCUCGUCUCGAUGUUCACCGUCAAUGUCACUUUCGCCUCUUCGGCCCCGUCUUCGGCUACCCAGCAACUGACGCAGGAAUUCCAAAUCGGCACUGUCACUGCCACGCUCAUCACCUCGCUCUUCCUCGCCGGCUACUGUUUGGGACCCAUCCUCUGGUCUACAAUGUCCGAGCUGGUGGGUCGCAAGCUCAUCAUGAGCAUCGCCAUGCUCAUGUACACGCUCUUCAUCCUCGGCCAGGCGCUCGCCAAGAACCCCGAGACCCUCUUCGUUACUCGCUUCAUCAGCGGCGUCUGCGCAGCUGCACCUCUCACCAUCUGCGGCGGUGUCAUCGCCGACAUGUGGGAUCCAGUCGGCCGUGGCUUCGCCAUGAGCCUCUUCUCUUGCGCAGUGUUCAUUGGGCCUGUACUAGGUCCUAUCGUCGGCGGGUUUGUGACCCAGUCCUAUUUGGGCUGGCGCUGGGUAUUCUGGGUGAUGAUGAUCUUCGCUGGCGUAUGCUGGCUCGCCAUCCUCCUUUUCUUGCCCGAGACCUUCGCGCCGGUGCUGCUGAUGCGAAAAGCCAAGCGACUGCGCAAGCUGGACCCAGAAGCCAACAAGCAAGUCUAUGCUCCUCACGAGAAGAGCGACUGGUCCAUCGGUGGUAUCGCACACCGAACUUUGCUGCGACCCUUCGAGAUCCUCACGCAGGAGCCCAUCCUGGUGCUCAUCACGAUCUACCUAUCGAUCGUGUACGGUAUCCUCUACGGCCUGUUCGAGGCUGUUCCUAUCGUCUUCGAAAUGAAGCGAGGUUUCAACUUGGGCGAGUCCGGACUCAUCUUCAUUGCUGUCGGGCUAGGGACGACCAUCGGUGGCAUCAUUAAUAUUUUCCUGUCGCUCCGAUACAAACAGCUCACACCUUUCUGGCACAACAUGCCACCUCCCGAGGAGAGGUUGUGGGGCUCGAUGAUCGCCGGUCCUAUCCUUGUUCUUGGCGCCUUCUGGUUCGGAUGGACGGGUCAGUAUACAUCGGUACCUUGGUACGUGCCGGCGCUUGCACUCAUUCCAAUCGGGAUGAGUUUCACUCUGGUCUUCAUUUCUUUGCUCGCCUACAUCGUAGAUUGCUACACUGUCUACGCCGCAUCCGCUCUCGCUGCCAACACGAUCGUUCGAUCGGCUGUUGGUGCCGCCUUCCCCUUGUUUUCGCGCCAGCUUUGGCAAGGACUCGGCGCUAACUGGGCUGGUUCGCUGCUAGGCUUUGUGGCACUGGCUAUGACACCAUGCCCGUACAUCUUUUACGUGUACGGCAGCAAGAUUCGCGGCUGGAGCAAGUUUGCGCCUGCUAUGGAUCUCAAAGUCCGCGAGGAGCUGGAAAAGGAAGGCAAGCUGCCCGAAGACAGUCUCAACACCACCAGUGCUUUCGACCGCAACGGUCUCAGACAAGCCAAGAAGGACGCAGCAGCCAAGGAGGAUCCCGAGAAGCAGCAUCAGCAGUCGUAA
Molecule: messenger RNA, 2016 nt
Organism: Pseudozyma hubeiensis SY62
Lineage: Eukaryota; Fungi; Basidiomycota; Ustilaginomycetes; Ustilaginales; Ustilaginaceae
Product: transporter
Exons: 1
Coding region: 1-2016 (671 amino acids)
Biological process (GO): transmembrane transport
Molecular function (GO): transmembrane transporter activity
Source: RefSeq, a predicted model, not a curated record